AUGAAGAACAAGGGAGACUACGACGAAAUCCACACAGUGGAGGACCCAUAUCAAGAUUCAGACUGUGGAGAGAGCUUCAGGCAGAGCUCCCAUUCCACUUCCCAUCAAAGAAAUCCACUUGAGACGAAACCCCAUCAGUGCUUGGAAUGUGGAAAGAGUUUCAGACACCGAGGCCAGCUUACUGUUCAUCAACUUAUUCAUACAGGGGAGAAACCCUAUAAAUGUUUGGAAUGUGGAAAGAGCUUCAUUAGGAGCAGCAAUCUCACUUCCCAUCAAAGAAUUCAUACAGGAGAGAAACCCUAUCAGUGCUUGGAAUGUGGAAAGAGCUUCAGUCACAGCCACCAACUAAGUGUCCAUCAAAAUAUUCAUACAGGGGAGAAACCCUAUAAAUGUUUGGAAUGUGAUAAGACAUUCACUCAGAGCUCCCAUCUCACAACUCAUCAAAGAAUUCAUACAGGGGAGAAACCCUACCAGUGCUUGGAAUGUGGAAAGAGGUUCCGUCAGAGAUACAAGCUUACUGUCCAUCAGAGAAUUCAUACAAGGGAAAAACCUUAUCAGUGCCAAGAUUGUGGGCAGAGCUUCAGAAAAAAGGACAGUUUCACUUCCCACCAAAGAAUUCAUACAGGGAGAAACCCUACCAGUGCCAGGAGUGUGGAAAGAGCUUCAGAACAAAGGAGACUUUCACUGUCCAUCAGAGAAGUCAUACAGGGGAGAAACCCUAUCAUUGCGUGGAAUGUGGAAAGAGCUUCAUUCACAAAGGCCAGUUCAUGGCCCAUCAAAUAAUUCAUACAACAGAGAAACCCUAUCAGUGCCAAGAAUGUGACAAGAGCUUCAGUCGAAGAGAGAGUUUCACUUCCCAUCAAAGAAUUCAUACAGGGGAGAAACCAUAUCAGUGCUUGGAAUGUGGAAAGAGAUUUAUUCUCAGAAGGCAGCUUACUGACCAUCAGAGAAUUCAUACAGGGGAGAAACCCUAUAAAUGUUUGGAAUGUGGAAAGAGCUUCAUUAAGAGCAGCAAUCUCACUUCCCAUAGAAUAAUUCAUACAGGAGAGAAACCUUAUCAGUGCUUGGAAUGUGGAAAGAGCUUCAGUCGAAAGGACAGUUUCACUUCCCAUCAAAGAGUUCAUACAGGGGAGAAACCUUAUCAGUGCUUGGAGUGUGGAAAGAGCUUCAGUCACAGCUACCAGCUAAGUGUCCAUCAAAUAAUUCAUACAGGGGAAGCCAUAUCAGUGCUUGGAAUGUGGAAAGAGAUUCACCCGGAGCACCAGUCUCACAACCCAUCACAGAAUUCAUACAGGGGAGAAAGACUAUCAGUGCUUGGAAUGUGGAAAGAGAUUUAUUCUCAGAAGGCAGCUUACUGA
Molecule: messenger RNA, 1358 nt
Organism: Podarcis lilfordi (Lilford's wall lizard)
Lineage: Eukaryota; Metazoa; Chordata; Lepidosauria; Squamata; Lacertidae
Source: the annotation of a GenBank genome assembly